Messenger RNA from Aspergillus caelatus, 2517 nucleotides. RefSeq names its product Zn(II)2Cys6 transcription factor. NCBI's taxonomy places the organism in Eukaryota, Fungi, Ascomycota, Eurotiomycetes, Eurotiales, Aspergillaceae. The transcript has 12 exons. Gene Ontology annotation, molecular function: DNA-binding transcription factor activity, RNA polymerase II-specific; zinc ion binding. The record is from RefSeq and is a predicted model, not a curated record. Gene Ontology annotation, biological process: regulation of DNA-templated transcription. Bases 1 to 2517 code for a protein of 838 amino acids.
AUGGGUAUUACCUCAAUAGAUAAUAAACUGAGAAUGCUUUCUGCUUUUUCUGAGCUUGUACUCCUAAUGUAUCGCAUACAUCUCGACGGAUUGUAUGAUUACCCUGCCGAACAAUAUCGAAUAUCUACUGCUUCUCCGCUAUUGACUUCACAGGGAUGCUCUGUUAUUCAGAACUACGAACUGCUGCAGCAUCCUCUCGAUGGCCUGUAUAGUAGACAAAAAAGCCUAACAGACCCAAAAUAUACACCGAUGGAAGUGAAUCCAUUGUUACAGGGUCCUGUGAACAGGGCAUAUGUGCCGGCACCGCAUUCCGCGAUGCCCGAGUAUUGUUCUCGAAUAUCUUUUCCUCCGCAGGAGUCAUAUAGCAAUAGAGACGCUCAGCCUCCAUUACCACGCUAUUACCAAAGCCAGGCCUAUGCUAUUUGCCAGCGCAAGGCUACACGAGCACAGCAGGCUUGCGAUCAAUGCCGAACAAGGAAAGCAAGGUGCGAUGAAGGUCGGCUGUUAUGUAGUUAUUGCAAGGAGAAUAACUUAAGCUGUGUCUACAAAGAAUAUGGGAACAAUUUCAAUUCUAUUCUGGCAAAGAUUGACGCCAAGUCCGCACCUAAGAAGCCACGGAAGCCGGCAGUCCCGCAAUUAGCAAAUAAGUAUAUAAUCGAUAUUCAGGAGUCCAAAGCCAAGGAUAAGAAUAUCGCUACAAUACAGAAGCAGACACCAGAAUCAACUGAAAUGGUCACAGAGCAAGUUGUUCCCUCUGGGGAGGAUGGUGAGCUCUCAAUCCCUGUAGAGUAUACAACGGCGGCUUAUAAAUUGCUGUUGUGGCCUUCUAUUCGGAACCUCCUUUGUCCAAGAGAGUAUGAUGAGGAUUAUGUGAUGAAGCUUGAAGAAGAAAGAGGCUUAAUUUGUAUCUAUAGUUGUGGAGAGGGAGAUGAGACCAGUGAAGACAAUAGCUUGUCGCCUCCGCCAACAACCUUGAGUAUCAGCUUCAAUAAAAACCAGCUAUACUAUCCGAUACCACCCUCUAAUGGACCUUGGGGGGUGUAUAUAAACCAACCCCAGAUUAAACUUGAAAACAAAGGGCUUGACGAGAACGGUAUGCUAACUGUGGACUCUGAUAUGCUUUAUCUGUUUCUUGAUCAGAACGAUUUGGAGAACAAAGUUAAUUAUUUUAUCAGGUUGUACUGCCUAUUGAAAGGUCCUAUGCUGUCCCGAGGAGUACUGAAUAAUUAUGUGAAUGAGAUGCCCCGAGGUACAAAACGAAAGUGUCCAUGCAAAACCUUACAGGGUGUGGAAUAUAAUGUGCAAUCUACUGCUGAACAGGGUAGUAGCCGGCAGAUAGAAAAGUCUAUCUAUAAUGUCAUUAUUCUUCUGGUUCUCGCGCUUGGCAGUAUCUGCGAAGCCAAUCCUGUGCCCGGCCCAGUCAUAGACCAGCCGGUGGACUUCCGAAAAGAGAUAAUAUCUGGUCCUUCUAUGCACGGUAUACUAUUGCUCGCAGGUUCAGAUUCUCUUUCUCAGUCGCAAGGUAGCGGCUAUAUCACAGAAAGUUACACCUUUGUAUCUCCUUUAUUAGUGGGCAAUCGACAGAGCGGUGUCGAGGGGAACCUAAUAUCCCAAGAUAAAAACUCGGAUUAUAUUCCCGGCUUAGUAUUUUAUAUAUACACUACCCAGAUCCUCGGAACCUUAUUAGCAGGGCUUUACGCAGGCCAGCUAGCGUACCCCUCCCAGAGCCAUGGAUGGAUACAUCAAGUCGGCAGGGCUUGCGAAAUAUCUGAUGGCUCCGACAAGGACUUAUACAAUUUUGUUAAUAUACUAGCAGAACUUGAUCUUCCCGCUAGCGGUAUAUUACUCUGGGAAGCUCGCAUCUCCUUCCCAAAAGGAUGGUUUACUCCUGAUCUUCCAAAUAGAAUUUCCGCCUCAAGCCCUAUGACAAUGUUUUACUAUUCCGCCCAGAUUUCUCUAAGAAAGAUCCUUAACUGUGUUUAUACUGAUUUGUACAAAGCUAAUAGACAAGGACAUACCCAUUGGUUAUGGCAGGUUCAAAGAAUUUUAAGUAUGAAUCUUGAACUUUGGCGAAACAAUCUACCUGAUGCGAUGAAAUGGAAAGACAUAGAUCCACUAUUAGAAGAUAUUAACGUCGCGCGGAUGCGAGUUAAGUACUAUGGUAUAUGUUAUAUUAUCUAUUGUCUCUUACUGUAUUAUGCCCUUCACCACUAUGUAUUAUCGGAUAGUCCGUCUAUCGAAGCUACUGCUAUGGCUGCUUCUAAAUUUCAAGAUGCCACGAAUAUGAUAUCUCUGUCAAGUAAUAUAGGUCCUGUAUCUGGGUUUACAGGGGCUGUACACCGCGACUUGCCCACAAAGCUACGAAGAGCUUGUAAAGUUUGUAUUGAUUCAGCUAUACUAAGUACAGUGGCCUUUGAUGGUAUAAAAGGCUGUCCAGUAGUGACCAAUAUUUUCGGCAUUGUCUAUGCCCUCUUAGAAUUAGUGGAUCGAAACGAGCUCAAGAGAUUUUUUAAGUGA